AUGGAAGAAACAUCUCAUCCUCUCGAAGCGCCUCAAGGCGACCAUGUCAAAGUCGAACCGUCCAUGGCCCCCGACCAUAAAUCACCCUCGAAUCCUACUACACUCGCCCCGCAACCACUUCCGUCGAAAGCGCUGACCACGUCGGCUGUGAUUGAUGCGACCCUCAAGUUCUUUGCGAAUGCGAGCAAUGAGACCCUCGGGGCCUGCGCCGUCGGCCUCUGUGCCUCCACCUACCUCGUUCUGGGGAGAGUCGGUUUAGUUCUCAUUGGCGCAGUUGGUGGCAUCGUCCUUCAUGCGACGUGGGAAAAUCAGUAUGGCGGAAAACUGGAAGGCGAAAACCAAGAGAUCAACAGGAGAAGGAAAGAGCUGGGCAUUGAAGUCGCACAGAGAGUGCUGGAUUGGCGAGAAGGGAGACGGAAGACCAAGGAUGAAGAGGACGAUAGUCCCAUCGACUCCAAGCUCGAGUUGAAGAGACUGGAUUACUCCGACUUCGAACCUGAGACGAGAGCCGCACUCAACAACCUGACCGAUGCUGUCAUAAGAGACUACGUCAAACUGUGGUAUAGUCCACUGCUUCCCAGAGACCAGUCCUUUCCAGCUACGUGCAGACAGACCUUCACGAGCUUCGUCCUCUCCUUCUCCAACCAUCUCUCCCGCAAACGGACUGCCGAUCCCGUCCUCGAUUUCUUCGCCAAUUCGACCUCCAUCAUCAUUGUCUUCCUCAAUGAACUCUCCACCGCCCUCAAGGCGUCAUCUAAUCAGGAUGCCGAGACCGCCGUGAAGACCUAUCUACAUUUUCAGCCCGACAGUAAUUUGGCCAAUGUACUCAGCAGGGAACAGCAAGACCGUAAGCUCAAUCUCGUCGCGGAUGAUAUCUUGCAGAACUUCCUCGAGCCCAAGUCCUACAAUUGUCCUCCGGUCAAGACGUUCUUGAGGGAGGUGUUGGCCGGACUGGUGCUAGAAACCACCAUUGACAUGUGCUCGAAACCAGAGUUUAUCAAUGGUUGGAUUGUGUACCUGCUGCAGGAUGGCGAACCCGAACUCAUGAAUGCUAUCGAUGCUGGGGUUGAAGAUAUGAAUGAGGCCAUGUCGCAAGCUAAGGAGAACGUCGAUGCCGGCAAGGACCGCGACCGCCGCAUGAGUAAGGCCGAAGAGGCCAUGCAGGAAGCCAUGCGGGAAGCUCAGAGACUGAACGAGAUGAUUGCUGAGGAUGAGGCCAGGCGGAAACGCGGACUGGUCUCCAGCGAGCCCGAGGAAACCAGUUCCGUCGCCACCAAUGAUGUCGGAAUGGCUACACCGUCCUCCUCGGACAGUGAUCGGAAUCGGCAUGGAGAACAAUCUUUGGACACAUCCUUGGUCUUCGACAAUGACGGCAAUGCCUACCACUCGUCAACUCCAAGCCCCAGCAAAGAACAAGACUCCUUUACCAAUUUUGACCAGUUGGCCGAGACAGUCCCAAACGUGCUACCACCUGUGUCGACUGCUCCGGCGCCUGUCGAAACCAUGAUGGCAAUCCCCUUGACAUUGCACAACGCCUCGAUCACCAUGCUUGACCUUGGCGACCUUAACGAACGAGCCGCGUUCCGACAGAAGCCGAAUAAUGAGUAUUUGCUGCAAAUAGAGCCUGCAUCGCAUCGCUACCCCGGCUGGAUGGUCUCACGCAAGUACACGGAGUUCGAGCCCCUUCAUCAGACCCUGACCACACUCGCUCGCAUCUCAGGCGUGCCGGAAUUCGGGCAAAAGUAUCCGAACUUGCCUACCUGGAGAGGCCAGACGAGCGCGACACUCUCCCAAAGCCUGGAGGCCUAUCUGAGGUUCGUUGUCAAAUAUGAGCCGUUGGCCGAAACGGAAGCCAUGAAGAAAUUCCUCGACAAAGAGACCGGCCUUCAAAAGGCGCCUGCGCAGAGCAAGAAUGUUCUAGUACAGGGAGGCGCUGCACUGGAAAACGUUGGCAAGAACUUCAUCAAUGUCUUAGGACAGGGCGGAAAGAACAUUGCUGGCGGCGGCAAGGCCGUGCUAGGAGGUGUACAGGGAGUCUUUGGAGCCGUGGCGACCGGUGUUGGAGGAGGCCCGAAGAGGCUUAUUGCAGCAAGACCUACGCCGUCAAGAACCCACACGGGACAAUCGUCCAACUCGGUUUCGCGGAUGAGCCAGGAACUGCCGCGACAAAGCACCGACAGUUUUGAGAAGCCGCCCCCCUUACCCGCGCGACCCAGUGCUCGAGUCGCUGUUUCGGAAGAUAGUGCUCAAUCACCGAUCAGCUUGAACGAAUCGGGCCUUGAAUCAGAAGAAGCCAUAUCAAUGCCACCGCCACCAAGUGUCAUCUCAGACGACUACCAACCAAUAACACUCCCUAGACCAGAGACGCCGCCACGAUCCCGCCAAGAUACCAUCACGGCCAAUCCAUCAACGCCUGCUCCAUCAUUGAAAUGGGAAGACUCGGGCUCGGCGCCCUCCACGACCAAUGCGCCGGCAAAGACACCCUCGAGACGAGCCAAAAAGGAUUUCCCAGUCUCGGAAGAAGAGACCCGGAUCCUGAUAGAACUGAUCUUCGCCAUCCUUACUGAGCUCUACUCUCUCUCGGGGGCGUGGUCAAUCCGACUGUCGCUCCUCGGUGCAGCGAAGACGUUCCUCCUGCGACCAAACAAUCCGCAACUCGAAUCCAUCCGUGUAUUACUGCAAGAAAGUGUUCUCGACACGAAUUUCUCCGAUAAGGGAUUGGCGAUGCAUAUCAAUACUCUGCGGUACAAUACUCUACCCACCGAGGAAGAGAGGUCCACGUGGCCGAAAGAGUUGACCGCGGGAGAGAAGGAGAAGCUGCGUCUAAAAGCGCGGAAAUUGCUCAUUGAAAGGGGUAUGCCGCAGGCCUUGACCAGCGUGAUGGGCACAGCCGCCAGUGGAGAAGCGCUGGGAAAAGUGUUUGACUGUUUACAGAUGGAGAAUGUGGCCAGGGGGUUGAUCUUCGCGCUUUUGCUACAGGCUAUCAGGGCUACCACGCAGUAG
Molecule: messenger RNA, 3003 nt
Organism: Fonsecaea multimorphosa CBS 102226
Lineage: Eukaryota; Fungi; Ascomycota; Eurotiomycetes; Chaetothyriales; Herpotrichiellaceae
Exons: 1
Coding region: 1-3003 (1000 amino acids)
Cellular component (GO): intracellular membrane-bounded organelle
Molecular function (GO): phosphatidylinositol binding
Source: RefSeq, a predicted model, not a curated record